This is a messenger RNA of Oncorhynchus tshawytscha (Chinook salmon), 1416 nucleotides long. Its product is annotated as neuroligin-1. Gene Ontology annotation, biological process: postsynaptic membrane assembly; chemical synaptic transmission; neuron cell-cell adhesion. Gene Ontology annotation, molecular function: signaling receptor activity; neurexin family protein binding. NCBI's taxonomy places the organism in Eukaryota, Metazoa, Chordata, Actinopteri, Salmoniformes, Salmonidae. The transcript has 4 exons. The record is from RefSeq and is a predicted model, not a curated record. Bases 751 to 1416 code for a protein of 221 amino acids. Gene Ontology annotation, cellular component: postsynaptic specialization membrane; synapse; cell surface.
GAGGAGACCUCGGCAUUUUGUCAAGCAAGUGCACCCUGAAUCGUGAGCGAAGAAAAUAUAUUUAAGUUAUUUAUUUUUCGUGUCGUUAAGAUAAAGAGGUGUGCGCAAGAGCCGGAGCAAAUGGUCGUCUCUGGUGAAGGAAACCGUUUUUGGAUUAAAAACACUUUAUUCCGGCAGAGGGGGAUCCUUUAGUUUUUCUCUUCUGCAAAAUUGUUGGACGGAAUUAUGACGGAGUAUGAAAAGGCGAGUUUAUAACCUUUGAAGUGAAGUAUUUUUCUUUGCCAAAGCUUGUGCCUCAGAUUUUUGGGGAGAUGAUUCUAAAGAGCUUUGCACUCUGAAAUAACGGGACAUGGCACUGAGGGAAAUUGUCUGAGGUGACGAGUGGUGGAGAUCAAGCCUCAUGGAUAUAGACCUACGCACUGACUGGAGUUGAUUUAUCUGUGGAAGACCUGCUGCAAAUGGCUGCCCUGCCUGUGUCGCCAGGAUGGACAACAGGAUUGUCAAUAGGAUGCGGCCUGAAAAAUAUCGGCAAGUGAAGAUGUCACCUCCGCCAGUGUGAAAUCAAUGGGGAAUACUUGCCAUGCGAAGAGCCUUUGAAAGUUUUGACAGCCGCGUGUUUGGGAGGCCUGAUACUUUGCCUUUGAUUGCACCCCUUCCUGUGUGUGGAUCUAAAGUGGAUUGUUGCUGCUAGCGCUGUGGUGUGAUUAGCCCUUUUAGUGUGUGUGUGUCUACUGGUGUGGCAGAGGGAGCAUGCCCCUGCAGAGACCUGGCUGUCUGAAGCUGUACCCUGCCUGGAGGGCCAUGCAGCCCCGGCUGGGCAUAGGCCUGGGUCUGGGCCUGGACCUCACCUUCCUGCUGUGGAUACUGAGCCUAGCACAGCAGGCCCUGGUCACGGCCUCUCAGAAACUGGACGAGACGGACCCCGUGGUCACCACCGUCUACGGCAAACUGAGGGGCGUCAAGAAGGAGCUCAACAAUGAGAUCCUGGGACCCGUCAUCCAGUUCCUGGGGGUGCCUUAUGCCGCACCCCCCACGGGCGAGAGGCGCUUCCAGCCCCCAGAGCCACCCAUCUUUUGGCCGGAGGUCCGCAACGCUACGCAGUUCGCCCCUGUCUGCCCCCAGACCAUCGUGGAGGGGCGUUUGCCGGACGUCAUGCUGCCUGUGUGGUUUACUAACAACCUGGAGAUAGUGUCUUCUUACGUACAGGACCAGAGCGAGGACUGCCUUUUCUUAAACAUAUAUGUUCCCACUGAGGAUGACAUCCGUGAAAGCGGCAGCCCUAAGCCUGUGAUGGUAUUCAUCCAUGGGGGAUCCUACAUGGAGGGCACUGGGAAUAUGUUUGACGGCAGCAUCUUGGCAAGUUACGGCAAUGUUAUCGUCAUCACAGUGAACUAUCGGCUUGGAGUAUUAGCCUGA